This is a messenger RNA of Solea senegalensis (Senegalese sole), 2034 nucleotides long. RefSeq names its product interactor of HORMAD1 protein 1. Lineage: Eukaryota; Metazoa; Chordata; Actinopteri; Pleuronectiformes; Soleidae. Gene Ontology annotation, cellular component: condensed nuclear chromosome. Bases 129 to 1424 code for a protein of 431 amino acids. The record is from RefSeq and is a predicted model, not a curated record. The transcript has 8 exons. Gene Ontology annotation, biological process: meiotic DNA double-strand break formation; homologous chromosome pairing at meiosis; DNA recombination.
CGUAGUUGUAACUUUUUCGACGGUACCUGAAUGCAGCCUAGUAACCUUCGUCUUCGCUCUGGACACCUGACAAAUGGCGGUAGAUUUAAAUGUUUGCUGGUUGUUUACUUAAACUCUAACCAACAGUAAUGAACCAUAUCAAGCACAUAAAAGAGAUACUGAGCAUCCCAGCAGGAAGCAGUGGGGAGAAAACAAUGAAGAGGAAUAUGUCUACCAGUGGCUACUCCAGCUUCACCGACUCCCAGUUAUUAUUUGGCUCUCAGUUUUGGCUUGAAAAUUCUCAGAGCACGUCUCAGAGUCUGUCAUCCAGUUCACAAGAGGGGAGUGACCCAAAGUUUACCAACAGUUAUCACACGAAACCUCUACUGUUUGGAGAACUGAAGGGUAAAACCAGAGCUUUGGGAAUACUGGAGAAAUUUGAAGAAGACAGGAAAAGGGAAAAAGAACACAAUGAAAGCGAACUUUUAGCCAAGGAACGUCAGCAUACUCGAGAAAUUCUCAACAAUAUCCAACAACUCGUCACUGGUGCAGAGAAAAACACAGCUGUGUGCCAAACAGUCCUCGUAGCAUUGGAAAAAAAUCUGAGUGGUCUUCAGAGUGAUAUUUCUCAGCAUUUUAAGACUGUGGUAGAUCAAGUCAGCUCCCACAGUAAGGCGAUGGAAGAGCUGGAAGAAAGUGUGAAAAAGAGCGCUGACGCGACUGCAGAACUUGGUUCAAAUCUGCAGUGCUUAAAGAGUAGUCUGGAGAGUGUGAAAGAGGAGCAGGAAAGAGAGAGCAAGAUGCUUGAACAGGCCUUGAAUAAGCUCAGCAGCCUCGUCUCUGAGCAUGCAGCCAAAAUCAGUUCUCAGACGGUGAUGGACAGCACCACCCAGUCGUCACCAGGACUGGAACAGUCGCUCCUCAGUGUCCUUCAGAGCAACCAGCUUGGAGGUACUCGGCUCACUCACACUCUGUCCAGUGUUGAAAAGAAACUAGUGAAUGUUCCCCCUCAAAAGCCCGUCCUCAGUAUUAAAAAAAGGAAACUAAGUCUCUGGGGCCAUAGGAAGCGCAAAAAGAGAGCACUGGUGCUCCCACAGAGGAGUAAACGCACAGUCUUGGAUGAGAACAGUCCGUCAGUGCUGAACAGUAACAAAGAGCAGAAUGUUUCAUCACCCUUCAUUGAGUGCUGUAAUGAGAACACAGUAACUCCCCGGCAAAGUCUUAACGUAGACCACCAGUCCGUAGUCUGCAGCGAGAAGUCCAGUAAAAGUGCUAGGUGUCUCAUCAACCCAUUCAGCUGCUGGUCUCAGGACAACGACAGCCCUGUGAGUCUGGAUGGAGUCGAGAGAAUCUUAGAGAAUCUGUCAGGUGAGAGGACGGGGGCCCCAGUGAAGCCACAAGGCUUCUGGCAGUUGUUUGACAUGGACUGUGAUUACACAGUUUAGUGCUUUUUUUGGAAUACAGGGUAAUUAAUGCCACACUGUUUAUUAUCUAUUAUCUUAUUUAUUUAUUAUAUUAUUAUCGUGCCUAUGUUCUGUUAUUGGUGGAUUCAGUUUUCUGAAGAAUGAACUGAAAUAUUUAUUUAUUUUUUAAUUCACUUAUUUAUUACUGAGUAUAAUUCUCUUCAUAUAGUUACUGAUAGUGAGAACUAUCUGCAUAAACCAUAUAAUUUCAGAGAUAUUUUGUUAUUGAAAAGAAAUGUUAUAUAUUAGUAAUAGUGAGCAUAAUUCAACCUUUACAGAUGUACAUUUAAUGUAACAAUAAGUAGAAUAGAAUCUGUGUUCAUGCCACAACAUCCAUGCUCCAUAAUAUUGUGGAGGUGUAUGUGUAUUUGCAGUUUGCAAGCAAUACCUCAAGAAAAGGAAGUUAUGGAUUAAUUUGAUUUAAUAUAAACACACACUCUCUGUCAAUGUGACUUUACUGACAUUCAUUCUGUAAAAACUUCAAAUCCUCUGUGUUUUGGUUUAAUUUGUAUGGAAAAAGGGUCAUAAUUCUGUUUAAUGUUGAUGGAAAUCCUUCCCUAUUGUUGCUAAUAAAACAGUUUGAGCUACAAAA